GAGAGGACUUUCAGGAGCUCUAACCUACUUAACGAAAGAAAAAUACACUUGCUUUGAGUGUAGCCUGCACACUGCAGCUUUACACGGUGCUAAAACCGAGGGAGAGAGAGAGAGAGAAAACCAUAGCAUACUCGGCUGAUGCAUCCCUCCCAGAGCAUCCAUUUCACGGCGCUCUCAGUUUGAAGCGGAGGAGACGGUGCGCAGUUCUCCGACAAAACACGGUGCUUUUCUCUCCUCCGAAGUCAGUUUCCUAGAGCGGUUCGCGGGUGGAGAGACACUCUUUUUACUGCGUCCCCCCCCCCCGACACGGGCAGUAUUUCAUAACAAGGCUGUUUACUUGGAGCAAAAGCGGCUUGUGCGCAGUUUCAUUCGGCGACACUGCGUCUCGUUUGUGGAGUGGAAUCGGCGACCCGCAAGCCCAAGACGCACACGGAAUAUCCGACGGUUUCAAGUUUUCUUGGAAGUUGCGCAGUGACAGACCAUCAUGGGAAUUGGUGGCUUUUUGGCUGUGCCUGGGAAAUGCCUUGUCGUCCUCGGACUUAAACUGUUAUUCCUUGUACCUGCAGGAGUUCCAGCCAGAAGCGGGGAUUCUGUAUUAAAGGACAACAUCACCGUGAGACAGGGGGACAGCGCCGUCUUAAAAUGCAAUGUGGACAGCAAAGUAUCACGGGUGGCAUGGCUCAAUCGCACCACCGUUCUCUUCACAGGGAGUGAGAAGUGGUCGCUGGACCCUCGCGUCAUCCUGAUGGAAAACACAGCAGUCACAGAGUACAGCAUCAAGAUCCAGAACGUUGACGUCCAUGACGAAGGGCCCUAUGUCUGCUCCAUCCUCACAAACAAGAAACUAAAAUCCACAAAAGUGCAUCUCAUCGUUCAAGUACCCGCCAGGAUCACUAACAUAUCAAAGGACAUCGCAGUGAAUGAGGGCAGCAACGUCAAUCUCAUGUGUCUGGCGGUCGGUCGACCUGAGGCCAACAUCAUAUGGAAGCACCAUUCACCAAGAGGGACUCAUAAAUUUGUGACAGAGGGGGAACAUCUAGAGCUGACAGCCAUCACCAAAGAGCAGUCAGGAUCGUAUGAAUGCAUCGCUUCCAAUGACAUUUCAGGCCCUGAUGUCAGGACAGUGCAAGUGGCAGUCAACUAUCCUCCCUUCAUUUCCAAAGCCAGGAGUACAGGUACUCCAGUUGGACAAAAAGGAGUCCUGCAAUGCGAAGCCUCUGCUGUCCCGAGGGCAAAUUUUGAGUGGUACAAAGAAGACCGCAGGCUCUUCAAUGGACUCAACGGGACUAAGAUAGAGAACCAAGGUAAACAGUCCAUGCUCAUCUUUUUCAACGUCUCAGAGGAAGACUAUGGAAACUACACUUGUGUUGCCAUUAACACCAUGGGAAUCACUAAUGCAAGCAUAAUCCUUUAUGGGCCCGGUGCCAUGCAUGAUGUGAACGGGGCCGCUGUGUUGCCCCGUAUCUCUGUGUGCCUCCUGCUGACUGAAACCUUACUCUACCUGCUGAAGUUCUGAUGUGAAACGUGACCGCCUUCAAGCUUCUCUCAGCGUUGAGCAGCAAGAACAGACUAUCAGUCCAAUGAGAAGAAUGGAAAGUUAAGAGUACCAGCGGUUCACCCUUAGUUUUCCUUCUUUUUUCUUUUCUGGCUUUGCAUCAGAGUCUGUUCUCUGUUGGCUCGCAAAGCGUGAGAGGCGUCAAUCCAAGGAAGGGAAAAAUUUGAAUCAUGCACUAAUUUGAUGAUGGUAGAACUACUGAGUUUGUGUGUCCCCAAACCUUUUUGUAUGUGAAAAGGGAAAAAAAGAAGAAAAAUACAUGUAACUGUUGAUAGUUGACUGUUUAUUGCCCAAUAUUGAAGUGUACAUUCAGAUUAUUAUUAAUAUUAUUGUGUCAUGUACUGUUCAAUAUCUGUACAAUACCAUUACGCUUUUUUAAGUAAAUGACAAAAAAAGGACAAAAUGCAAUGUGAUUGUUGAAUUUUACUGUAUUUUUACAGUUGUAUGCAAAACAGAGUAACAGAUCCUACAUGAUAAAAAGUUCUGAAUAACCUAUAGUACACCAUGAUUUCUCAGGCAAAGUCCUACAGCAUAGUGCAUCCAAAUUUUUAUUUCCAUCCUAGUGUGUGUAGAAAAUGUACAUAUGUGUACAGACAAUUCCUGCACUGUUGUUUUUUUCCCAAAUGCACAUGGUCAUCAGAUAACUUUUGAAACACCGAAUCAGUGUCAUAGCAGCUUCACGGCAUGUUCAGUGACUGCUGAAAAUCUGAAAUGAGAAGGUUUUACGUACAGUGUGCUGACAGUGACACGUUGAACUAAAUGCUCAAAGCUGAGACUUGUUUAACAGCACAGGUUGUGCCGAUGGCAUCAUCACAGUGAUGACUUCUCACUAACCGCUGCUGUUGAUUCAUUGAACUACAUUUUCAUUACCCCCAUCUCCUUAGGAUAUGAUUGGCUUUUGUUGCUUUAGUGCGUAACUUUUUAUAAUAAUGGACGUCCGUUACAUUGCGCGGUCACAGAAAGCUUUUAUCAUGUGGACACUACAACAGUCUUGAUCCAUGGAGGAGACAGAAACUACGCACCAUAGCUUUAAAGUCUUCCUUUAAAGCUGCACUGGUUAUGAUUUAUGCCGAAGUUAUCGAGUUGAAAAAUGUGUAAAAAUACAAACAUAUUGAUUUAGUCAAGAGCCCUUAAGUUUCUUAGACAGCUACAGUGGCUUUCACACAGAGCUAAUCAGGUUGGAGCUUUACACAAAUCAUGUGUGUUACUUUUUUCAUUGA
Messenger RNA from Etheostoma cragini (Arkansas darter), 2775 nucleotides. It is a transcript of the gene opcml, whose product is annotated as opioid binding protein/cell adhesion molecule-like. Lineage: Eukaryota; Metazoa; Chordata; Actinopteri; Perciformes; Percidae. The transcript is spliced from 7 exons. The record is from RefSeq and is a predicted model, not a curated record. Gene Ontology annotation, cellular component: neuron projection. Bases 485 to 1516 code for a protein of 343 amino acids.